AGACUAGUAGGAAGAGCCUAGUCUGAGUAGAAAUAUAAAUAAAAAUCAUUUCAAAAAUAGAGCGGUUAUACUUCUCGGUAACUCUUCGGACAACGUUAACGAAAAUAUCGAUAGCUAGCAGCGGAAGUAGAAGCGUUACCGGACUGCAGCUAUUAUUGUUUGUUUAAAAUGCCUUUGAUAUUUCUGGUUUGUUACGAAAGAAAUCUUUGCUAGCUUAAGUGAAUUCAAAAUUGUUAGGAUUCUGAAAAUUUUCUUAACAACAACGUAUAUUUAUUAAUUUUUUUAAUACAACUGAAAAGUAUUUAUUAAGUUUCGACCAAAGCUCGUCAGUAUUGCGUUAGGCCGUUAUUUAAGAAUUCCCGAUCUGGCAGCACUGGCUGCAAAUAAUAAUAUUUCCUAAUCAAUACCUGAACUGAUGCCCAAAAUACACCGUUUGAGCGACAGACAAUACAUGGAGCUCGAUGGCCUUUUUCAGACGAUGGACAUGCCCACCAGCCACGAUUCGGAGACGGAUCUGGAGUCUGACUCGGCAUUGUCUCUAUGCCGCCUGAACCGCUACAACGUCACCAACCUGUAUGAUGGGUCGGUUGGUGGGGGGGGAGCAGUGGCGAUUCCGGGGACUGGUCGCCAGCGCUGCUACACAAUGCCCCACGUGCCGCCGCCAGCGCCGCCCUCCACGCCCACUCUUUUGACGAGCUGCAGUAAUGGUAGUAGCAACAGCAACGGAAACUGCAGUUCCUCCACCGUCUCCGUAUCCAUUUCGCCCACCUGCUCGGUCAGCGGCAAUCCACAUCCGUUGGAAAGUCCACUCAACCACUUCAUUCACGUUAAAAGCGGCAGGACCUUGCGUCGAGAAACGCGCUGCGUAGAUUCAGAGCUCUCCAAGCUCUUCAACGUAGUGUCCAUCACAAACCGGCUGACGACGAUCAAGAAUCGCACCAACUCCGGCUCCAACUCCAAUACCAUUUCCUGCGCCGACCGUGGCAUACUUAACGCAUCGCGUACCAUAUCGAAGCUCAAUGGGGCGACGGCUACCAAAAUCUUCAAGAUCCACCGCGACCCCAAAGAGUUUCUGCGUGAGACGGACGAGGACUCAGUAUCAGCGCCGGAGUACGACGAGGAGGAGGAGGAUACGCGUAUUCGCUACUAUCGGCGAACGCGCUACUCUCGCCAUUUCAACUCUCGAAUGGCGCGCAAAUUUAACAGGAAGUUUGCCCGCUUCGAACACCAUGAACGCAUGGAGACCAUCGUUGAUAGCUUCGACUUCAUGAGCGUCAAUGAUGCGGACACCUGAGAGGCGGAUCUGGAUACGAACCAAGAUCAUUUUAAGAAUGGUGUAGCUUGGUAGAUGGGUCGGCCAACCAAUGUGAUGAAUGUGAAUUUCAACUAAUUAUUUUUAUUACUACAAACUACUAUUAUUACGAUUAUAAUUACCGAUAUUUGAGCUGUUCUCUCCAUACGUUUAGUUUCCUUCUAUGCCGAUUGCCGUGGCGUCCGAGAGUCGUCGCUAGCAUUCUAUCCCGUCCGAUAUGAUUGGGCGUCGGUUCUCGGAAGCAGCGCAGGGCUUGCAUUUAGUUUAGAGCUUAGUUUUACGUGUCUACGCCUCUGGGGCGGAGCAGGUGCAGCCGACCACCGACUGGUUGUUUGCUCCACAAACAGAACGAUUCCAAUAAAUGCACAAAUCGUGUUGUAUUCGAGAUGAGA
Molecule: messenger RNA, 1704 nt
Organism: Drosophila ananassae
Lineage: Eukaryota; Metazoa; Arthropoda; Insecta; Diptera; Drosophilidae
Exons: 2
Coding region: 416-1294 (292 amino acids)
Source: RefSeq, a predicted model, not a curated record